Momordica charantia (bitter melon) is the source of this 1234-nucleotide messenger RNA. The record is from RefSeq and is a predicted model, not a curated record. Lineage: Eukaryota; Viridiplantae; Streptophyta; Magnoliopsida; Cucurbitales; Cucurbitaceae.
AUGCUAGGGACGAACAGGGCCACUGAAGCUGGGUACUGGAAAGCUACGGGAAAAGAUAAAGACAUUUACAGAGGAAAAUCACUGGUGGGGAUGAAGAAAACUCUGGUUUUCUACGGAGGCAGAGCUCCAAAAGGUGAAAAAUCCGACUGGGUUAUGCACGAAUAUCGAUUAGAGGGUAAACUCUCUGCCUUGAACCUCCCCAAAACUGCCAAGAACGAGUGGGUGAUUUGCAGGGUGUUUCAGAAGAAUUCGAGUGGGAAAAAAAUCGACAUCUCUGGGAUAUCGAAAUUGGGUUCUUUUGGGAACGAAUUUGGCCAUUCGAUCCUUCCUCCAUUAACAGAUUCUCCACCUUUUAAUGGAGAAACCAAACGCCCCAUUCAAUCGUCCAAUAACGUGCCCUGCUUCUCCAUCGCCAUGGAUUCUCAACGAAAGCUAGAACCCAUGGCUUCUUCGUUCAACAACAACCCUCUGUUCUCUGCAAUUCCCAAUCCGAUCGACUCAUUUCCGAGAAACCCACAUUCGAAUUCAGUCUAUUCAGUACCCAAUCAGGGGUUCCCUGUGCCGCCAAAUCUGCAAUUCCCCGGCUCGGUUCUGUUGCAAGAGCAGCAGUCUCUUCUGAGAGCUCUGCUUCAGAACGUCAAUGGCGGAAACACGAGAGAAUCAUUCAAACCAGAGAGGGAGAAGAAGAAGAUCAGCGUCUCGCAGGAAACGUGCCUGACGAACGACGUGAACAACGAAAUCUCAUCGGUUUUCUCGAAUCUCGAAAUGGGUCGAAGGCCGUUUGAGAAUCCCCAAGAAGCUGCUCCGGCGGCUCCUAUGGCGCCGCCGCCGAUCGACCUGGACAGCUUCUGGAACUACUGAAAUUUGAUGAGGGGUGGAAGAUGAAGUUAAAAAAAUAAAUGGGAAUUUAGAGAUUUGGAUUAGUUUGCAAAAUGGGGAUGUUUGUGAUCUAGAUUAUCAAAAACUAGAAAGUGAGUGAAAAUUAAGCAUAGUAAUUAAUGUUAUACUGUAAUGUGAAAUGUGAAGGAAGAGAUUGGAAAUUGAGUGGUGGAAAAUUGGAUGUGGGUGGGUAAGGAUUUAGGGUUGAAAAUUGAAAUUGAAAUUGAAAUUAAAAUUUGAGGAAUUGGGAAUUGGGAGAGUUUCGAAAGUGAAGAGAAGAAUUCAGUCGGUGGAUAACUAAUCUCUCUUUGUUUAAUAAUCUAAUAUUUUUCUGUCCUAUGGGAUUUGCCGCUUA